UAUUAAAAAUGGCGACUUAUAUUGAAAACAUGCGAAAACACUUUCAGCAAAAUAAACGGAUACGGGAGCACACAGCUCAUGAUUCCAAAGUCCACUCAGUGGCCUGGAGCUGUGACGGGAGGCGGUUGGCCUCGGGGUCAUUUGACAAAACUGUUAGUGUCUUUCAACUGGAUAACGACAGAGACCGAAUGGUGAAGGACUGCACACUCCGUGGACACAGCGACAGUGUAGAUCAGCUCUGCUGGCAUCCAAAAAAUCCCGAUCAACUGGUGACCGCCAGUGGAGACAAGACAAUCAGGAUCUGGGACGCCAGGACCAACCGCUCUGUGGCCACAGUCAACACAAAGGGUGAAAAUAUCAAUAUAUGCUGGUCACCAGAUGGCAGCACUAUAGCAGUGGGGAACAAGGAUGACCUUAUCACCUUUAUAGAUGUCAGAAGUCAUAGGUCAAAGGCCGAAGAACAGUUCAAGUUUGAGGUCAAUGAAAUUUCUUGGAACAAUGAUGGGGAUCUUUUUUUCCUGACAAGUGGCCAGGGAAGCAUAAACAUAUUAAGUUACCCAGACCUAAAGGUCCAGCACACACUGAAUGCCCACCCUGCUAACUGUAUCUGUAUCGAGUUUGAUCCUAAGGGGAAAUACUUUGCCACAGGAAGUGCUGAUGCCUUAGUUAGUAUCUGGGAUGUUGCAGAGUUGGCAUGUGUCAGGACUCUCUCUAGGUUAGAGUGGCCAGUGAGAACAUUAAGUUUCAGUCACGACGGCAGAAUGUUAGCCUCAGCCUCUGAAGAUCUCAUCAUAGACAUUGCAGAGGUCGACUCAGGAGAGAAAAUCACAGAGAUUACUUGUGAAGCUCCUACGUUUACUGUUGCCUGGCACCCGAAGCGCCCUCUACUGGCUUAUGCCUGUGAUGAUAGAGACACAUAUGACAGAAAUCGGGAUGCAGGCACUGUUAAAGUGUUUGGGUUCCCCAGUGACAACUCUUGAGAGUUUUAUAAAUAAAACUUGGGAGUGACUUACCUUGGAGAUAUUCCAAGACAAACAUUGGACA
Molecule: messenger RNA, 1044 nt
Organism: Saccostrea echinata
Lineage: Eukaryota; Metazoa; Mollusca; Bivalvia; Ostreida; Ostreidae
Product: THO complex subunit 3-like
Exons: 6
Coding region: 9-980 (323 amino acids)
Biological process (GO): mRNA export from nucleus
Cellular component (GO): THO complex part of transcription export complex
Molecular function (GO): protein binding
Source: RefSeq, a predicted model, not a curated record